Molecule: messenger RNA, 2142 nt
Organism: Onychostruthus taczanowskii (white-rumped snowfinch)
Lineage: Eukaryota; Metazoa; Chordata; Aves; Passeriformes; Passeridae
Gene: TYW3
Product: tRNA-yW synthesizing protein 3 homolog
Exons: 6
Coding region: 1-765 (254 amino acids)
Biological process (GO): tRNA methylation
Cellular component (GO): cytoplasm
Molecular function (GO): tRNA methyltransferase activity
Source: RefSeq, a predicted model, not a curated record
AUGGCGGCGUUCGCGCGGCGCAAGGCGCAGCGGCUCGCGCAGCCCGACCCCAGCCGGAAGCGCGCGCUGGACGCGCGGGCCGCGGAGCUCGUGCGGCUCCUGAACGCGCGCGAGCGCUUCUGCACCACGAGCUCGUGCGACGGCAGGGUGAUCGUGACGGACACAGACGGCACGGGGAUCCAGAAGAAGAACUGCACGUGGCUCCUGGUAACGCAUGACCCAUGUGCCAAAGGCGAUCUGAUGACGGCACUCAAGAAAGCCACUGGUGAUGUUGUGUUCAAGUUUGAACCAUUUGUUCUUCACGUGCUGUGUCGGGAGCUGCAGGAUGCACAGCUGCUGGUAAAGCCACGUCAACAUUCAGUGGCUAUUGACUCUGGAUUCAGGAACUCUGGUAUUACAGUUGGCAGAGGAGGAAAAAUUACAAUGGCUGUGCGGAGCACUCACUGCUUAGAAGUUCCAUUGAGCCACAAAGGGAGAUUGAUGGUCUCUGAAGAAUAUAUUGAAUUUCUGGUACAUGUAGCCAAUCAGAAAAUGGAAGAGAACAUAAGGAGGAUUGACAGAUUCCACAAAGGCUUGGAGCUGGCUCUGGAAGCUGCUGUCCCUGCAGAGACCUUGUUUCCCAAGGGGCCAGAGAAGAGGCACUCUGUGUAUGUGCACAGAAGAAAGAGACGGACUGCUCAGGAGCAGGCAGAUCCCAGCAGAGAGCUGGAGCCCCAGGAUGAUACUGAAAGCAGCCUUGGUCUGUUUGCUGAAAUCAUGAUAUAGACUGAGACAUUUGAAAGCAAAUGGUGAACUGAAAAAGUUAUUUUAAUGCUCUUUUUGAGAUAUUUAUAUACUCCUGUGCUCCAAGUAGUAAUACUCUCAUGGACAUUGACCAGAAAAAAGGUAAUUAACAGAAUAGUGAGCAGGUGUAGCUACAGGACACAGAGAACAAAGCUGUGGAAUGUUUUGUGAGUUUUUAAAGUGUACUGUUGAAUUCACAAAGUGGUACUCCAUCAGUUAUCCCAGAAACAACUGGUUUGCUGCAGAUUUUCACUGUGUUCUCUGUGGCAGCACUUCACUUCCAGCUUGUUGGGUUUUGCAGAGCCAGCCAGCUCUGCAGGUUUCUCCUUCAGGAAGGGGAGGACAAGCAAUGAAGACUGAAGACCAUCCACUUGUGAGACAGCCAGUACAUGUGGUGGAAAUUCCACAGAAACCUUCCACAGCAGCGCUGUUUGCACCAGUCUGAGACCUCGUGUGCGUUUGGACAGACUGGUUAAAGUAUGACUCAACCCAAGGGCAUAGUUUCUAACAGUGCUGAGCUGCUGGCCAGGAGCUGUGUGAACAAAACUGGAGUCCCACAGCCCAUGGGGCAGCAGGCAGGUGGUGAGAGCAGCCCACAUGGGGCAAAAACCAGCAGCUCCUCAGGUGUGGGGAUGUGGCUUCUGCCACAGGUGUUACUGCAGCAUUGUUGGGAUGCGGGCUUGUGUCAGACCCUUGCAGUCACCAUUUUCCACAGACCUUCCUCUCCUCUCUGAGGGUCAGCUGCCUGUCUGGGCUGAACUCAAACCCCAGGGCUUCCAUCAACAAAAAGCAACAUCUGCCUCCAUGCAGAGGGUCCUCCCCAGCCUGCUGCCUUUGCAAAGCCCUGGGAACCCCUGUUGCCAUUCCCACUGCUGGGAGUCCCACUAUUCCUGCAGAUCCCUCUUCACCACCUGGGGGGCAUGCCUUGCACACUGAGGAGGUAGUUGUUGCUUGUGGAUUUCAGGUAGUUUGUUCAGAACAGUCUGAACCCUCCUCUGCAUGUGACAUUUCUUAAAAUGUCUGGCACUGGUCCUUUGGACACGGCUCAAGGGACUGACAACACCAGCACCAAGCACAAGCAGUGCCCACAGGCCCUGUAGCAGCCCAAACCCUCACCCCCUGUAACAGCACUACAGUAUUUACAUUCUGAGAAAUACAGUUUGUCAGAAACUGAUCCCGCAUUCCUCUGAAAAAUGAUUAAAAAUUCAGGAAGACUUUUUGGCAUCUUGACACAAAAAUGUUACCCUAAUGCAUUUAUUUCCAUCGUCGCCAAUGAUUGAAGAAUGUUGGGGAUCUCGUACUAAAACUAAGCAAGACCCUACAACAAGAAAAUAAACAGAGAAGGAUCAGGGAAAUGUU